AGGAGGAGCUUUGCAGGCAGUCUUAAAAACUGCAGCGUAGCAGUGGAGUUCAACAUACUUGGCUCUGGACAGAGGUAUCACACAGUGAACCGAGGAUCUGAGUUGAGUCUCCUGGCCUUAAAGGGAACAGCAUGUCUGAAAUGCAUGACAACAUUUUUACAAAGAACCUUUUGAACCUGGCCUUAGAUGAUGCCUUCCUUCAAAGACCGUCCCAGCUAAAAGUCCCUGGACAUGGUCGACUGAACCGAUCCACCUCAUUCUUCUCACCGCCCUCCCCGCCCGCCUCUUCCAAUCUCAGUCUCAGCACAGAUCAUAUCAACGAUGAUGACAGCGGCACCUCGCUGUGGUCAUCAAACAUCUGGAGCCAGGCCCCCAGUCUCCAAACCAAAACAUCUGCUCUGCAGGGACGCUCCAUGAGCUUAACAGAGUCCAACAUUUCCCUACUCUCCACUUUUGGACACCUGAAGAACCUGGAAACCUUUCCCUCAGGACCUGUCACAACAGUGGCUCCUCCACCAGGCUUCCCACCUGCCUCCAACCUGUCUGCCCAGGUGGCACCUAUGCUGUCCCCUAACCGUUAUAAAACUGAACUCUGCCGAGGCUUCCAGGAGACGGGCAGUUGUAAAUAUGGCAGCAAGUGCCAGUUUGCCCAUGGUGAAGCAGAGUUGCGUGGAAUGUAUCGCCACCCCAAGUACAAGACAGAGCCUUGCAGAACCUUCUACAACUUUGGGUACUGCCCGUAUGGAUCUCGCUGCCAUUUUAUCCAUGAGGAAAAAGUCAGCGGAGGCCAACUAACAACUGGCAAGUUCCAGACUAUGCGCCAGCCAAACCCCAACACAACCAACGGUCAGAAUCCACGCCACCAACUCCGCCAGAGUGUCAGCUUUGCAGGGUUCCUGGGCUCGUCACGAGCCUCCCCUCCACCGUCAUUCCCGACAUCCUUCACUGAUCCAAACCUAGGCUUCAGCAGGGCUUCUUCCGUGUCUCCACCUCCAGCAGAUCUGAUGUCUCCUGUGUUCGGUGACUCCCUCACGCGGGAAGUUGCAGCAUUCCAGUUUGGCACCCAUCAAAGCCGUGCCAGCUCUGGAGACAUACACAAGAUUCCUCUAAUAGUGGAGCCAAAGGCCUCACGCUGCACAUGCGGCCAUGGGAAUGACAUCUCUGCCUUGCAUAGCAACAACGGCCGAGUCUUUGCCAAGAUGAUGGACGACAACCAGCAGGACAGCAGUGCCUUGAUUGCAGGCUCGGGCCUCGGCGGAUCAAUGAAACACACUAGUCUGCAGCGUUUCUCCUCUGAGGAUUCCCUGGAAGAUAGCUACAGCAGCAGCAGUGGAGGUUCCAGCGGGUCUGAAUCUCCCACUUUUGAUGUAUCGGCCACCAAAAGGCUCAUUGUAUUUGAACGUCUGUCUUUGUCCGACUAGGAGAAACCACGGAAAGGAACUGUUUAUGUCUAGUCUUUCUUCAGAACCAGAACUAAUUAAGAGAAAUUAACUUUGAUGAAAUAAUAACACUUAAUGUUCUUAAUUAAUGUUUGUCAAAUGUAAGCUUGACUUGGAGAAAGAAAUCACUCUUGCAAUACAAAAACAAACUGUCAAUGUAAGUGUAGCAAAUUAGACCUUUUUAUAUGGUCUUCCAUAGAUUUUGACUAGGCUAGCAAGAUGGCCGCUUUUCAAAUUCCCAACUGUAUUGAUCAAAACUGCUCAUGAUUGGGGACAAUCUAUGGUAUCGUGCCUUAUAUAUUCUCCCUGCCUCAAUAGCCAGUGCUCCUCAGUGCCAAGAACAGUAUGUUUGAUAACGUGGCUUUCAUUUGAAAGACUACAUGUGUAUGAUUGAUGACAUUUUAUCUGUGACAUGCACUUUACAGCAAAUUUAAGAGGGAGAAAACUAUUUCCCUGUAGCAUUCAACCAAAGCUUCAUAUUUCACUCUGUGUGUGCCUAUGUUUGUGUGUGGGCCUGUAUGUUUGAGUGAAUAACAAUCUUUGUUUUUUUCUAAGACCAGGGGUACAAGCGGAUGCAAGAUCAAAGUGCACAACAAAAAAUUAGAUGUCAAAUGUAAAUACAUGACCCACUUGUAACAUUUUGAAAUCUUCGGUUUCUUCACGUCCCCCCCUGUACACUCUUCUAAGGUACCCUGUUUUGAUUGACAGCCUGGUUCAGGGACUUGAACACAGUAUUCCUUUUGGUUAUUGGUUGUCUCGCAUUGUUUAACUUAAAGUAAUAUAUUUAUUAUAAUAUUUAUUUCUGUUUAAAUAAAAAAAAAAAAUGUAUUUUGUACUUUAUUUAUGAAGAAUUAUUCCAUGGUCUGUGAACUACCAAUGUGACAAAGGGAUUUAAAAAGAGAUUCUUAUAUUUUUAAUUGUCAAAAUGUAUGUAAAUAAAUUUCUGAAUAAGCAAA
Messenger RNA from Corythoichthys intestinalis (scribbled pipefish), 2395 nucleotides. RefSeq lists its product as uncharacterized. The record is from RefSeq and is a predicted model, not a curated record. Lineage: Eukaryota; Metazoa; Chordata; Actinopteri; Syngnathiformes; Syngnathidae. Bases 132 to 1421 code for a protein of 429 amino acids. Gene Ontology annotation, molecular function: metal ion binding; mRNA binding. The transcript has 2 exons.